AUGCCUAUUUACGUCCAAGGGUUACCCAGAUAUGGCCAAGAGUUACUAAGAUAUGGCCAAGAGUUACUAAGAUAUGGCCAAGAGUUACUAAGAUAUGGCCAAGAGUUACCAAGAUAUGGCCAAGAGUUACUAAGAUAUGGCCAAGAGUUACUAAGAUAUGGCCAAGAGUUACCAAGAUAUGGCCAAGAGUUACUAAGAUAUGGCCAAGGGUUACCCAGAUAUGGCCAAGAGUUACUAAGAUAUGGCCAAGAGUUAUUAAGAUAUGGCCAAGAGUUAUUAAGAUAUGGUCAAGAGUUACCAAGAUAUGGCCAAGAGUUACUAAGAUAUGGCCAAGAGUUACUAAGAUAUGGCCAAGAGUUACCAAGAUAUGGCCAAGAGUUACUAAGAUAUGGCCAAGGCUUACCAAGAUAA
Procambarus clarkii (red swamp crayfish) is the source of this 411-nucleotide messenger RNA. The record is from RefSeq and is a predicted model, not a curated record. NCBI's taxonomy places the organism in Eukaryota, Metazoa, Arthropoda, Malacostraca, Decapoda, Cambaridae.